AUGCGCAGGCCGGCCAUUCGCCGCAGCGCAUUUUCGCCCAUGAAGAAGAGCUUCGCCCCCGCGCUCUCCACCCGAUUCGCCAGCACCGAUGCUACAAAGGAUGGCAAGAUCCAUCAAGUUAUAGGAGCCAUCGUGGACGUCAAGUUCGACACCGAGCAGCUCCCUGCUAUUCUCAACGCCGUCACAACCCAGAACGGUGACCAGAAGCUCAUCCUCGAAGUCGCUCAACAUUUGGGUGAGAACGUCGUACGAUGCAUUGCCAUGGACGGUACCGAGGGUCUCGUCCGAGGUUCCAAGGCCACCGACACCGGUGCCCCCAUCAAGAUCCCCGUCGGUCACGGUACCCUUGGUCGUAUCAUGAACGUCACUGGUGACCCCAUUGACGAGCGUGGUCCCAUCAAGGCCACCAAGUACGCCCCCAUCCACGCCGACCCCCCGGAGUUCACCGAGCAGUCCACCUCCGCUGAGGUCCUCGUCACCGGUAUCAAGGUUGUCGACCUGUUGGCUCCUUACGCUCGUGGUGGAAAGAUUGGUCUCUUCGGAGGUGCCGGUGUCGGAAAGACUGUGUUCAUUCAGGAGUUGAUCAACAACAUCGCCAAGGCCCACGGUGGUUUCUCCGUCUUCACUGGUGUCGGUGAGCGUACCCGUGAGGGUAACGAUCUGUACCACGAGAUGCAGGAGACUUCCGUCAUUCAGCUUGACGGUGACUCCAAGGUCGCCCUUGUCUUCGGUCAGAUGAACGAGCCCCCGGGUGCCCGUGCCCGUGUCGCCCUUACUGGUCUUACCGUUGCUGAGGAUGUGUUGCUCUUUAUCGACAAUAUCUUCAGGUUUACCCAAGCCGGUUCCGAGGUGUCUGCUCUUCUCGGUCGUAUCCCCUCUGCCGUCGGUUACCAGCCCACCCUCGCCAUCGACAUGGGUGUCAUGCAGGAGCGUAUUACCACCACCACCAAGGGAUCCAUUACCUCCGUCCAGGCCGUCUACGUGCCCGCUGACGAUUUGACUGACCCUGCUCCCGCCACCACCUUCGCCCAUUUGGACGCCACCACUGUCUUGUCCCGUGGUAUCUCCGAGUUGGGUAUCUACCCCGCCGUCGACCCUCUUGACUCCAAGUCCCGUAUGUUGGACCCCCGUGUCAUCGGUCAGGACCACUACGACACCGCCACCCGCGUUCAGCAGAUUCUCCAGGAGUACAAGUCCCUCCAGGAUAUCAUUGCCAUUCUCGGUAUGGACGAGUUGUCGGAAGCCGACAAGCUUACCGUCGAGCGUGCCCGUAAGAUCCAGCGUUUCCUGAGCCAGCCUUUCGCUGUCGCCCAGGUCUUCACUGGUAUUGAGGGCAAGCUUGUCGACCUCAAGGACACCAUCCGCUCAUUCAAGGCUAUCUUGACUGGUGAGGGUGACGACCUUCCCGAGGGUGCUUUCUACAUGGUCGGUGACUUCGAGUCAGCCCGCGCCAAGGGAGAGAAGAUUCUUGCCGAGCUCGAGAAGUCAUAG
Messenger RNA from Alternaria metachromatica, 1491 nucleotides. It is a transcript of the gene ATP2, whose product is annotated as atp2, beta subunit of the F1 sector of mitochondrial F1F0 ATP synthase. Bases 1 to 1491 code for a protein of 496 amino acids. Gene Ontology annotation, molecular function: proton-transporting ATP synthase activity, rotational mechanism; ATP binding; ATP hydrolysis activity. The transcript has 9 exons. Gene Ontology annotation, biological process: proton transmembrane transport; proton motive force-driven mitochondrial ATP synthesis. The record is from RefSeq and is a predicted model, not a curated record. NCBI's taxonomy places the organism in Eukaryota, Fungi, Ascomycota, Dothideomycetes, Pleosporales, Pleosporaceae.